This is a messenger RNA of Drosophila bipectinata, 2009 nucleotides long. RefSeq names its product facilitated trehalose transporter Tret1-like. Gene Ontology annotation, cellular component: membrane. NCBI's taxonomy places the organism in Eukaryota, Metazoa, Arthropoda, Insecta, Diptera, Drosophilidae. Gene Ontology annotation, biological process: transmembrane transport; carbohydrate transport. Gene Ontology annotation, molecular function: sugar transmembrane transporter activity. The record is from RefSeq and is a predicted model, not a curated record.
CAUCAACGGGUAUUUGACGUACAAAAAACGGAUAAAGUUGGUUCAAUUUACUUAAUGAGCUUUAAGGAUUUUAAACACUUCAGUGGAUUUGAGGCGUAAUUGGUCGAAAAAUCAUGGACAAUCCCAGUGAAACCAAAUACCAGUAUUUAGCUGCGUUAAGUGUCAAUAUUAUCAGCAUAUCGUAUGGAGCUUACUGCGGGUGGCCCUCGGCCAGUAUCCUGGAGCUGGCAUCGGAUAAGAGCCCCCUUGAAACAGGUCCUUUGACCAAACACGAGCAGGGCUGGGUUGCAUCAGCUGUGUGUUUGGGAGGAUUGUUUGGAGCCAUCUUUUUUGUCCGUCUGGCUGACAAAAGCGGAAGGAAAAAAUCACUACUCUGGAUGGCAAUACCGAAUUUGCUAGGUUGGAUUUUAAUUCCUUAUGCCCGAAAUGCCAACCACUUGAUCAUAGCCAGGCUUAUUGGAGGAGCUGCUGGGGGCGGUGUUUUUUCAGUGAUUCCAAUUUAUGUAGUGGAACUGGCCUCUAAUAGUGUCCGUGGAGUUUUGGGCACGUUUCUAGUUUUGGCCUGCAGUGGUGGCGUCUGUCUUGCUUUUGUUCUGGGCUACUACUUUGACUAUGCCACAGUGUCCUGGAUCAUGGCGACCUUGACCCCAGCCUAUUUUUUCUGCUUUUGGUUUAUGCCAGAGACCCCUCAGUACUUGGCCAGCCGGAACAAGGUCAAAGAGGCCGAAUACUCCUUGCGGUAUUACCGGAAUAUUAGAUCUUAUUCAAUCAAAGAACUCAGCGGUGAUUUACAAUACGAACUGCAAAAGCUCAAGGAUACGGAGAAAACUGACAACGACGACACAAGUGACGAUAGCAACGCAGUGACUUGGUCAGAUUUUGCUGAACCGAAAACCCGAAAGGCUUUCCUUAUUGGGUUUGGCCUUAUAAUAUUCAAUCAGUUGUGCGGAUGCUUUACAAUGCUGAAUUACACGGCCGUGAUUUUUGAACAAGCCGGAGCCAGCCUGCAGCCCACAGUGGCCGCUAUAAUUGUUGGGGCCAUACAAAUGCUUGGUAAUUACGUAUCCACGAUGCUGGUGGAGCGUUUGGGCCGUAAGAUACUCCUGUUAGUUUCGGCCAUCGGAAUCGGUAUAAGCCAGAGUGUCAUGGCAUCUUAUAGCUACUGCCAGGUGAAGGGCUACCAGGUGGAGUCCUUAAAUUGGGUUCCUAUUGCAGGAUUUUCUUUCAUGCUCUUUGUGGCCGCAUUAGGGCUAUUGUCACUGCCCUUCCUGGUGAUAUCAGAACUCAUGCCUCAAAAAAUAAGAAGCACUGCGAACAUGAUUCUGAUGUCGGUUCUUUGGGUGAUAUCCACGUGCACAAUAAAGCUGAUGCCCAUUUUUACUGAGUGGCUUGGCAUGCACGGAACCGUCUUUAUGUUUGCGAGUUUUUCCUUUGGAGCUGCUAUUUUUAUUUUCAUUUUCCUGCCGGAAACAAAGGGCAAGACAGUGGAAGCCCUCUUGGCCAGUUUAUAAUCUUAGCAAGCUACAUAUAUUUUAUGAAUCGGGUACUUAAUUCUGUUAAUUUCACAAUAAGAUAUUUACUAAUUAUUUUAUAUAAUUUAGUCGUAGAGUACAAAUGUAUAUUUUAUUCUUGCGAUUAUUUGUAACAGGGAAAGGAAAUCAACAGUCCGUUGGUCUGUCUGUCGGUAUAAAAGCGUAGAUCUUAGAGACUAUACGAGCUAGUAGUAAAAGGCUUAAUAUGUACACUCCUAUAACACCCAAGUUUUGUUUCAAAUGUUUCCCACUACCCAACUCAAAAAAAGGCAUCCUUCUGUAGUACCAGCUAGAAAUUUUUCUUUAAAAAGAUCAUUACAUUUUUGUCGGGUCAUGUAGCAACCAGCAGAAUUAGUUUAUUUAUUAUGCUUAUAUAUGGAACUAAGGCCUAGUUAAUCGCAAGUCGCGUCUUUCUCAGCCGCUCGACUUCAACGGGCCUAUCCUAAGAGAGCUUUAGCUCCACAAUGUCCAAGUCGG